Messenger RNA from Daldinia childiae, 1827 nucleotides. RefSeq lists its product as uncharacterized. The transcript has 3 exons. NCBI's taxonomy places the organism in Eukaryota, Fungi, Ascomycota, Sordariomycetes, Xylariales, Hypoxylaceae. Gene Ontology annotation, cellular component: cytoplasm. The record is from RefSeq and is a predicted model, not a curated record. Bases 1 to 1827 code for a protein of 608 amino acids.
AUGGCAGACACCAAAGCCGCGACGUAUUCGACCGACCCCGCUCUAUAUAUCUACACAUCUCUUACGGCCGGGUCAUCUCACAUUGUGACGGCUACUUCGCGAUUGGAAACUAUCCUAAGAGCUAACAAGGUACCAUUCAAAGCUCUAGAUAUUGCUAUUGAUGAUAAGGCACGUAUGAUAUGGGGUCGAAGAGCUGGCAAAGAUGCAUCUGGACGAGAUCGUAAGCUUCCCGGUCUGGUACAGAUGGGCAUGGUUCUAGGUGAUCUAGUAGAGAUUGAGGAGUGGAACGAGUAUGGCGAACUGAAACAAAAUGUCACCAUCUACUACGACGACUUCACCAUCCCGCCCAAGAGCCAGGCGCCUCCACCACCUGCCCCUAAAGUUAAGAAGACGAAGAAAGCCGCGGCAUCAACCUCUACCCCUGCGACGGGCGCUUCCGCACCACCACCACCGCCCGCAGCACCUCCGCUACCCGAAAACGACAAGACGAAAGCAGCAACAUCGUCAUCGACAAGUAAAUCCGGAGUAGCAGCCAAAGCAGCUAGCACCGCCGAACCCGUCCGUAGUAUUGCUGAGGAGGCCGCGGCGAAAGCGAAGCAGGUGCAUCUGGAUAGCUUGCGAGCUAAGGUCUACGGGAAGAAAGAUAAGGACGCUAAGGAGACCGAAGAUGUUAAGAAGUCAGAUGACAAAGACGUCAAGGAGAAUAAGGAGGAGCCUAAGGAAGAGCCCAAGGAAGAGCCCAAGGAAACCAAGGAGUUAGAGAGCAAGACUCCCGAGAAGUCAGAAACCGAGGAAAUUAAGAAACCAGAUACCACGGAAGUGAAGGAAGUAAAGGAUGUCAAGGAUGUCAAGGAUACGAAGAAAACGGAUACUAAAGAUACCAAGGAGACCAAGAAAGUAGACACCAAGGAUGCUAAGAAACCCGACAGCAAAGAUGCCAAGAAGACCGACACCAAGGAUGUCAAGAAAGUAGAAAAGAAGGAAACUAAGAAGCCAGACACCAAAGAGGUCAAGAAGCCAGAAACCAAGGUCAUUAAGAAGACGGAUACCAAGGAUGUUAAGAAAUCCACUGCUACCGCCACCUCGUCUAGAGCUAAGGCAGCAGCGGCAGCAACAGUGUCUAAGCCUAAAGUAACGACUUCCAAAGCAACCCCCUCAAAGGCAGCCCCUUCGAAAGCAGCUCCUUCGAAAGCAACUCCUUCAAGGACAAUUCCUUCGAGAGUAACUCCCUCGAAAGCUACCCCUGCCAAGACGAUCCCUAAAACAAUACCGAUCAAGCCUAAGACUACGACUACAUCAUCUAGAACUACUUCCACACUGCCCAAGCCUAAGGCUGCUAUGUCCACACGCUCAGCAGCCGAAAAGCUAAGCAAGCUGAAGCUAUCGGACAAAGAUAAGGAAAUACCGGCAGGCGAAGCGGCCCUGCGGUCGCCGACGGCAGCAUCAUGGCGCGAGACUACCCCGACGGAAGAGGACGUGCUGCGCCCGAUGCUGCAAAGCCCGACAACCGGAUCGUGGAGGGCAGAUGGCACCGGCGCGACUCCCAACAUAACCGAGCUUCUCCACGGUGCCGUCGUGGAGGAGGUGUCUCCCGAAGAAAUCGCCGAGAUCGAGAAGGCCGAGGCGAUUCCCGAGGCGACAAGUUCGGAGGAAGAAGAUAGUGAAGAGGAAGACGAUGACGAUGACGACGAAGAGGAGAAAAAGGAGGGUGAGGACGAAGAGGAAGAAGAAGAUGAUGAAGAUGACGACGAUGAGGAAGAGGAGGAGGAGGAGACGGAUGAGGAAGAAGAAGGCAAGGGAAAGGGAAAAGUUGAAGUCAAGAAAUAA